This is a messenger RNA of Magnolia sinica, 563 nucleotides long. RefSeq names its product DNA-directed RNA polymerases II, IV and V subunit 12-like. Gene Ontology annotation, cellular component: RNA polymerase III complex; RNA polymerase II, core complex; RNA polymerase I complex. Gene Ontology annotation, biological process: DNA-templated transcription. NCBI's taxonomy places the organism in Eukaryota, Viridiplantae, Streptophyta, Magnoliopsida, Magnoliales, Magnoliaceae. The record is from RefSeq and is a predicted model, not a curated record. The transcript has 5 exons. The coding region runs from base 260 to 415 and encodes 51 amino acids. Gene Ontology annotation, molecular function: DNA binding; zinc ion binding; DNA-directed RNA polymerase activity.
AUAAAAACCCACCCCUCCAAAACCAGAAACUCAUCUUUCUUUUUUGCCCCCUCUGCACGUCUACUGCUGGUAAUCUUCAUCAACUAAAGAAACCCUAAUGUUCAUCUCCCUCUCUCCUUUCAAGGCAUUGUCACUCAACUUCCUCUUGACUCGGCAUGGACCAACCUUCUUAGACUCGAGCUUGUUAUUCGAUCACUGUAUGCAACCCUAAUUUUUCUUUCGCCUUUUCAAAAACCGUAAUCUCUUCUUCUAAUGAUUGAUGGAUCAGCCACCCGAACCAGUGAGCUACAUCUGUGGAGAUUGUGGAACGGAGAACACAUUGAAGCCAGGCGAUGUGAUUCAAUGCCGCGAAUGCGGUUACCGCAUCUUGUACAAGAAGCGCACCCGCAGAAUUGUUCAAUAUGAAGCACGCUGAAGGGAACCAAUCUGGGAAGGAUGGCAGCAUCAAAAUACCCAAAACUGUUACUCUAUUUUGUGCUCUAAGUGACUUGGGUGUGAUUAGGGUUGUCAUCUUAAACCUUGAUCCUGCUCUAUGGACAAUGGAAACCUUAUAUUUCUAUUGA